Messenger RNA from Coprinopsis cinerea okayama7#130, 591 nucleotides. RefSeq names its product zinc finger domain-containing protein. Gene Ontology annotation, cellular component: nucleus. The transcript has a single exon. Lineage: Eukaryota; Fungi; Basidiomycota; Agaricomycetes; Agaricales; Psathyrellaceae. The record is from RefSeq and is a predicted model, not a curated record. Bases 1 to 591 code for a protein of 196 amino acids. Gene Ontology annotation, biological process: regulation of transcription by RNA polymerase II.
AUGGCUCACGAACGACGUGUGCACGGCCCGAACACUGUCAUCGAACGAUUCCCCUGCCAGUUUCCCGGCUGUGUUUUCACAACCAGGUUCCGAGAGUCCCUGGAAAGUUUAAGCCAUGCCAUCACGCAUGAUCCCAACGCAUUCCCGUGUCGGUUUCCUGGUUGUAAAUUCGUAUCCGAACACGAAAGGAGCCUGCAACUGUAUUCCAGCGUGCAUCCCAAGCCACGUGCAUGUCAGGUUCCCGGCUGUGACUUUGUGACCACAAAAAAAGCGAGCCUGAGACUGCAUGCCAUCACGCACGAUCCCAAGGCACUUGCAUGCCAGUUUCCCGGCUGUGAAUUCGUAGCCAACCACAAAAGGUCCCUGAAACGGCACGCCAUCAUGCACGAUCCCGACGCUGAGCAAUUCGCAUGCCAGUUUCCCCGCUGUAACUUCGUAACUAGAUACAAACACAACCUGAUCAUAAACCAUGCUGUCAUACACGAUCCCCAUGCUGAGCGGCACGAAUGUCAGUUUCCUGGAUGUGACUUUGUAACUAAACACAAAUGGAGCCUGAAACAACAUGGGUCCCGCAAGCAUAGACUCGGAUAA